Platichthys flesus (European flounder) is the source of this 2447-nucleotide messenger RNA. RefSeq names its product BLOC-1 related complex subunit 8 (gene borcs8). The coding region runs from base 93 to 587 and encodes 164 amino acids. Gene Ontology annotation, cellular component: BORC complex. NCBI's taxonomy places the organism in Eukaryota, Metazoa, Chordata, Actinopteri, Pleuronectiformes, Pleuronectidae. The transcript has 6 exons. The record is from RefSeq and is a predicted model, not a curated record.
AUGACAACAAAAACACGGAAGGAGCAGGAGUCAGCUGACACCACUCGCACUGGUUUGCUGUCAGUUUGUCACUGGGACCAGCGCCGGUCGCUAUGGACGACCAGGAGAUGCAGCUGAAAGUCAGACGAGUGACUGACAAGUUCACAGAGAGCAUGUACGUGCUGGCGAACGAGCCGUCGGUGGCUCUGUACCGACUGCAGGAACACGUGAGGAGGUCGCUGCCUGAACUGGUGCAGCACAAGACAGAUAUGCAGAGCUGGGAGGAGCAGAGUCAAGGAGCCAUCUACACUGUGGAGUACGCGUGCAGUGCCGUGAAGAGCAUGACCAACAGCAGCAUGUAUUUCAAAAACAUCGAUAGCCUCCUCCGUCAAGCCAUCAGCUUGAAGGAGCAGAUAAGCAACUCUCAAGGACGCAGCUGUCAUGAUGUGACCCCCCCUCCCAGUACCCUUGUCUCUGCUCUACAUGCCCCACCCUCUUCCUCAUGUCAUCUGAACAGAGGUGUUCAAGCAGGAAAAGGGCCAUUGACUCUGGCGCAGCAAAGGAAGGUGGAGAAAAGCACAACUCUGGGAUGUGACGUGGCUUCCUGAGCAGGCAGUUUUGCUUUCUACAGCUCUGGUACCUCAUGAUUGUGGCUAAUGUGGGGUCAUAAGGACGACACCUCCUCUUCACAAUGGAGUGACUGCCUCCACUGGCCCCAUAGUACAAGCCGCUGAGUGGAACAGAGCACCACAGCGCUGCCAGGUUCAGCAUUAAAAACACUUAAGUCAUGGACGCUGCUCAAAGAAUGCAUUGUUCUCUCUGGACUGGCUGGAUGGACCAGAGAGAAAGCAGCAGAGCUGUUUUUGCUUCUGCUGCUGAAAAUCAACAGUAAUGCCAGUGUCUUGGACGCUAGAUUUCAGUCUUGUUUUAAUUUAUUUGUUUAUGGUUGAUGGCUACAUACUGUGAGUAGCCUGCAUAUAAAUUAUAAAAGCUUGUAACACAUUCACAUUGAAAACACACAAAGGUGUGCUAGAAGCCAACAACAGGUUCCCAGCUCCAACUUAUGUUUCACUGUCUAAGUGUAUAUUCAUGCCAUAUUGUGUAAAAUGUUCUUCAAGAGAGAAUUCAGACUUUAAAAACAUAACAACCCCAUUAUUCAUCGUUUUGUUCUUACCUGCUAAGUAGACAGAGACCCCCAGGCAGAAGAGUCCAAUAGCCACAUGUCGCACAGCUCUGCUAUCCAAGAGGAACCAGUCUGCUCUGUUGAAAGAAAUGUCAUUUAGUUUUUCAUGCUUCAGAUGCAGUAUAUGUACACUUAAACAUUUUACUCUUUAGAAUGAAUAUUAAGUUUUUUUUCACGAUCUUUGCCAAAUAAUCAAACUUCUCUUGCUCCUUUUAUUUCUCCCCCAAUAAGUUGUCAUAUCAUAAGUAUGAGCCCUAAGACAUUCAAUUGAUUAUGUGGGUAUGUUACGUAAUGAUUGGUGUAGCUCAUUGCUAUUCACAUUAUCUUGGAAUGUCCCCUCUGUAAGUGGGGAGGUCGAGGGCCAUGCUUUUGGAUUCGUAUACCGACGUGGGAAAGGACCAGCUAGAGGCCGUGCACUGGGUGCAUAAUGAGAGGAAGGCCAUUGUUUGGCUGGGAUUCACGGGGGUUGCGAGGUGGGGGUGGACCAACAACAUUGCAGUGCGGGCCUCUGCACUCUGACACAUGUGGGCUUUUAUGCUUCUGAGGCCGUGUUUUCUUUUAAUGAAACUUAAUACAGUUGAACCUAGAUCAGGCUGAGGUUUACAGGGGAACAAUUAAAGGACCAGGAGAAACAUACUUAACAUGAUUGAAUGCUGAUUUCCACUAAAAGCUAGAGUGUUAUACACUUACAAUCAAAGACUAGAAAUUACAAAUCCAUUAGAGAUGAAGUAUUGUUUUGCUCUGCUCCAUAUUUAAAUGUUCAAAUACAUGUUUGUUGGAAGGGGGAGGUUCAAAGCAAACCCAUUCACUUCAAACUACAGCCUCAAAAUUAGUGGUAACGUUGUGUCUCUUUAAUACUUUUAUAAUAAGUAAUUUAAUUUGCACCAUGUUUAUUAUUUAUUACAGAAACGUUAAACUGUAGAUUGGUAUCAAGGCAUGUACAAGGUUAUUGUUAAAGUCAAAUUAUGUAACUCUUUGCCAAAGAGUAGCUGUGGCACCAAGUAACAAUGACAGAAUAAUGGCAGAUGCCAAAAUGAAGCAUUUUAAGAAGUAAAAAAAAAAAAGUAAAAUUGAUGGAAUAUGAUGAUUUAAUAAUCAUAAUAUCAAUCCAAAGUUCCCUUGCUCUCCAGUUUUCUCAGUCAGUUCCUCAUUUAUAUGUUUGUUCCAUGUUACGGUGCUGUAAUGUUAUCGCCACCAUUAUGGAUUGAAUGAUGUUCAUUGCUUUCUUCUUUCUAUCAUGUUUUAAUUUUAAAGAUUUUGUUGAAUAAAGUUUAUUCGAGAAAAA